This is a messenger RNA of Mycotypha africana, 2106 nucleotides long. RefSeq lists its product as uncharacterized. Gene Ontology annotation, molecular function: protein binding. The record is from RefSeq and is a predicted model, not a curated record. Lineage: Eukaryota; Fungi; Mucoromycota; Mucoromycetes; Mucorales; Mycotyphaceae. Bases 1 to 2106 code for a protein of 701 amino acids. The transcript is spliced from 7 exons.
AUGACAAGUGAACUACAUAAUACAGCUGGUUCUACAGCCGAUAAAUUAUACAAAGUUGUGUUCGACUAUGAAACCGAUAAAGACGACGAGCUAUGCUUAAAGGCUGGUGAGAUAGUUCGUAUAUUGAACGGAGAAAGUAGUCCCGAUUGGUGGCUAGCGGAAAGAGCUGACAAUAGUAAAGAAGCAGGAUUGAUACCUAGUAAUUUUAUCGAAAAGAUACCUUUUCAAAGUAUCGCUUCUGGUACAAAAGCAGCUGAUGGUCAGAAUGAAGAUAAACCAGCGCGAUUAGCUAUCGUUAUCGAAGAUUAUAUAGCUACUAGCUCAGAAAAACUGAAUUUGGAAAAGAACAAAGUGAUCACAGUCCUUGAUCAAAAUGUAGCUGAAGGGUGGUGGAAAGGUGAUUUGAACGGCAAAAUAGGUCUUUUCCCGGCUGAUCAUGUUGAGCUUGUAGGAAACGAGCAAGAUAUUCACGAGACUCCGACUACAACAAUUGCAACUGAGCAAGAGAAAAAACCAAAAAAAGAAAAUACAUUCAAAUUGGCGUCGUACGGUGUCAAGCAAGGUGGUAUCGGCAGUAUUUUAGCCGGAGGAUUUGGUGGUCUGAAGCGGCAAUCUCAUAAUAAAACAAACUCUCAUGAAAAUGGUUCAAUUGAUGCCAUUAUCAACAACAAUGAUGAUAUAGAUAUGGUAUCAUCUCUUCAUCAGAGACCACGUUCUUCUUUGUCAAAGGAUAAUUCUAAUCAAUCUAAUGGAGGCAAUCGAAACACAGCAGGAGAUGAUAACGCAACAGCCAUACAUACAACUACAAAAGCCAUUGUUCUGCAUUCCUAUCAUCCUGAAAGUGAUGAUGAGAUACAGCUUAUAAGAGGAGAAUAUAUAACGAUCGUUGACUCACAGAAUCAGAGUAAAGGCUGGUGGAAAGGUACCAAUGAAAAAGGAGCCACAGGCAUUUUCCCAGCCAAUUUUGUCGAGUUGAUUAAAGACGAAACACCGCCUUCCAGACCCGCUCGUCUUAGGCCACCCACUGUCAAGACAGAACAGCAACAGAGUGCAACAUCUACAACAGCCACUGGAAGUAUGGCUCAACCUCCGCCCGUGCCUAUAAAGACACGUCCUACAUCUUUAUUAACGAACCGGGAAAGUAUCAAUCAAAAACGCUCCACUCAGAAAUCAAAUACUUCUGCCUUACCAUCUCCAGCUCCAGCUCCACGUCCAUUGACCACACCACCUAUUCCCUCAACAACAUUGCCAGCAUCUCUCCGUCCUUUAACUGUAUCUGAAGGUGCUACAUCCACUUUUAAUACAGGCGCAGAUAACCCGCCAAUACCUGCACGCCGCACUCGUUCUGUAUUCUCUCCCCGACCCAUUGAGACUACAAACUCAUCUACCUCGCAAUCGAUGAUAGGUCAACAGCGCAUCCCAUCAAUUCCAUUAAGAUCUCCAGAUUUGCCACCUAUUUCACCUGGUGGAAUUCUCUCACCACGCCAUGGACCUAUCCCUCGAAGAGAAUCCACUAACGAAGAUCAAGGCUUAACUGAAACUCCCUUAAUUCAAUCUAAAUUGAAGUCAGUUUCUGGCUCAUCUGCGGAACCUGUCUCACCCACAACCAUUAAUACAUCCAUGCUGGCCAAACCACCAAAGCUUACUCCUGGUAGCAGCUUCUUGUCAUCUAGUACAGAUAAGCAUACCGCCGGCAUUAUCAACAAUAACUCAGAACAAGAUCAAUCUACGUCUGGGAACUGUCCGCCUGUGCCAAAACGAUCCGUACCACCUGUUCCUGCUGCACCUGGCAUUACUACAUCUGGUAACAGUUAUACUACGGAUAACGACAAUAUAGCUGCAUUGCAGCCAGAACGAUCCACUGCUUUCCCUUUUCCAGCAAAUCAACAACAGCGACAACUGGAAACACCCAAUCUUGCUCCAUUUAAUACGACAAACGCAUUGAACGAAGGAAAGUCAGACGACAAUACAUAUGAUGAAAUGGAGAAGAAAAUACGCGACAUUGUACGCUUAGAAACUGAUAAGUUACGUAAAGAAUUUGAACAAAAAUUGCAGGAAGAGGUACAAAAACUUCGCCUGGAGCUUGAGGCUGCUAGAAAAUUUUAA